This is a messenger RNA of Brachypodium distachyon (stiff brome), 1131 nucleotides long. RefSeq names its product stromal cell-derived factor 2-like protein. Lineage: Eukaryota; Viridiplantae; Streptophyta; Magnoliopsida; Poales; Poaceae. The coding region runs from base 224 to 874 and encodes 216 amino acids. The transcript is spliced from 6 exons. The record is from RefSeq and is a predicted model, not a curated record.
GUCCCCCGAGCUCGACAAAUCCCAACGGCCGCAAAGCACCCGCCCGCCUCCCUCCUUCCUUCCUUCGCCAAUCGCUACCCUCUCGCGCGCCACGCGCUCACCUGACGCGGCCACGGCACCACCGGGCGCCACCGCUGCCGCCAAGGGGAAAGGCUCCUCCUCGCCGUCCACACCGCCGCCGCCGCCGCCGACGCGGAGGUCCCGUCGCACGGCCGUCGUCGCGAUGGCCGCGUCCGUCCUCGCGCUCGCCGUCGCGAUCCUCCUCGGCGCCAGCUCCCGGGUCGACAUGGGCGACGCCGCCUCGCCCGUAGCGGAAGAGGGGCUCGAGGUCACUUACGGGAGCACGGUGAAGCUGAUGCACGAGAAGACGAAGGUGAGGCUGCACUCGCAUGACGUGGCCUACGGCUCCGGCAGCGGCCAGCAGUCCGUCACUGGCUUUCCAGAAAUCGACGACUCCAAUAGCUACUGGAUUGUGAAACCUUCUCUAGAUUCAUCGGCUAAACAAGGUGAUGCCAUUGAAACUGGUACCAUCGUCAGAUUGCAACACAUGAGGACACGGAGAUGGUUACAUAGUCACUUGCAUGCUUCACCCUUAUCUGGUAACCUAGAGGUCAGCUGUUUUGGUGGGGAUGGACAAUCAGAUACUGGCGAUUAUUGGAGGCUAGAAAUUGAGGGAAGUGGUAAGGUAUGGAAGCGGGAUCAAAAAGUACGACUCCGACAUGUGGAUACAGGAGGCUAUCUGCAUAGUCACAACAAGAAGUACAACAGGCUUGGUGGUGGGCAGCAAGAGGUCUGUGGUGUUCGAGACAAGCGAGCUGAGAAUAUAUGGUCAACAGCGGAGGGCGUUUAUCUUCCAGUUAAUGUUAGCAAGUGAAAUGGGGCAUUGUAGUUUUUCAUGUUUCCCUGCGAGUUACCAUAGCAUCAGAAAUUUUGCUGACAUUUUCAUCUGUCCAUCCUUAUAAUAUAAACAAGGGGCCUGACACCCGGAGUGAUAUGUUAAAUAUAGACGAUUCACACAAAAUGUGCAUGCCGUCCUAUGUAGUGAUAUGUUAUAUGAUAUUGACUCUCUUCAUUGCACUGAAUUAUUCAACCAUUUUUUUGGAAACUGAAUAUGUACACUAUGUUGGUUUA